GAGUCAACAAUUUUGAAGAAUUAAUCUUUCGAAUCUAGUUAUCGAAGAUGACUGACACCUCUGCAUCACCGAUUGCCGCUUCGGCGAGUGGAUCGUCCGUACCAGCGAAGGCAGAACCAGCGAAGAAGGCAGCCAAGGCUAAAAAUCCGAAGGCCAAAGCAAGUCAUCCCAGUACAGCUGACAUGGUUAAUACGGCUAUUAAAACUCUGGCUGAACGGAAUGGAUCGUCUCUCCAGGCUAUUAAGAAGUACAUGGCUGGAACCUACAAGCUUGACACCGAGAAACACGCACUCUUCAUCAAGAAGUACUUGAAAUCAGCAGUUGCGGCUGGAACUUUGGUGCAGACCAAAGGAAAGGGUGCAGCUGGAUCUUUCAAGCUUGCUGUGAAAAAGGCAGAUUCUUCGAAACCAAAACCUAAACCCAAGGCUCUCAAGAAGGAGGGAUCACCUAAGAAGGCUGCUGUUAAGAAAUCCGUCAAGAAAAUCGAGGCAACCAAACCAAAAGCAAAAAAAAUAGCUUCACCGAAAAAAGCUGCAGUGAAGAAACCAGUUGCUGAGAAGAAGACUGCCAAACCAAAAGCCGCUAAACCCAAAAGCCCUAAAGCGAAGAAAGCUACAAAGGCACCAACAGCUAAGCCUAAGGCACCUAAGCCCAAAAAAGUUGCACCGAAGACCAAAGUUCCAGCGAAGAAAUCGGCUGCAGCAAAAAAAUGAAUUGAAUAUGCCAAUUCAAUUCAAUCAUCAUAACCAAACGGCCCUUUUCAGGGCCAAUAAUUUUUUCAAACGUUGAAAUUCUUAAUUGCGAUUAUAUAAUCACUUGUCUACUGCGUUAAUUAUAUUUUAUUGAGUAUCGGAAACUUCGUGGCGAUGUAGAGUUGUAAAAACUACUAAGAUCGUACAUUGUAGACUUGCAAAAACUAUUAAGAAAUUAUUACUCGAAUGAACGUUUUGAAAAGGUAACGGAAUAUUACAUGAACGGUAAUGAUAUUUUCAGCAAGAAUAUUAGAGUAAAUUUAGUAAAUUAUGAUCUAAU
Messenger RNA from Fopius arisanus, 1032 nucleotides. Its product is annotated as histone H1B. The transcript has a single exon. Gene Ontology annotation, cellular component: nucleus; nucleosome. Gene Ontology annotation, molecular function: nucleosomal DNA binding; structural constituent of chromatin; double-stranded DNA binding. Lineage: Eukaryota; Metazoa; Arthropoda; Insecta; Hymenoptera; Braconidae. The record is from RefSeq and is a predicted model, not a curated record. The coding region runs from base 48 to 713 and encodes 221 amino acids. Gene Ontology annotation, biological process: negative regulation of DNA recombination; nucleosome assembly; chromosome condensation.